This is a messenger RNA of Cryphonectria parasitica EP155, 2775 nucleotides long. Its product is annotated as cysteine proteinase. Gene Ontology annotation, cellular component: nucleus; cytosol. The record is from RefSeq and is a predicted model, not a curated record. NCBI's taxonomy places the organism in Eukaryota, Fungi, Ascomycota, Sordariomycetes, Diaporthales, Cryphonectriaceae. Gene Ontology annotation, molecular function: cysteine-type endopeptidase activity; cysteine-type deubiquitinase activity. The transcript is spliced from 5 exons. Gene Ontology annotation, biological process: protein deubiquitination. The coding region runs from base 1 to 2775 and encodes 924 amino acids.
AUGCCGUACAGGCAUUUCUCGGACCUCGUGCGCGGUCCGGAGGACGGAGCCGCCAUCAUCUCCAAACCCUUGAGCAGCCUCAUCGACGAGGCCGAAGCUGCUGCAAACCUGGCCCGGGCCAGCGUGUCCAGCGGAAAGCUUGACAACGCCCUCGAGGCAUAUAUCAAGGAUGGCGAGAUUCUCCUACCAUGGGCCUUUGCUAUGGGCAAGGUCAUCCCGCAGCACCGAAACUACGCAGAUGGCGGCAAUAGCCAGCGUUGUAAGCGCAUCACCGACCAGCUUUUUUCAUCUUAUGACACGUUCGAGAAGAUCAAGGAGAUUAUCAAGGAGGACAAUGCCAAGUCUGGCGUUCGGCCCACACCCACACGAGUCUCGUUCCCUCCACUGCAAAGGACCCAGGCGUCGAAACCUGCCCCAGCCUCCAAUGAUGUGGCCACCUCAAAGCUGGUCAUGCGGUCCCCCCCGACCACCACCGCCUCCAAGGCUGUGCCCCAAGUGCCCCCCAAGCCGCCAAAGCUGAGGACGUCGGUUGAUGCUGUGAUCAAUUCCAUGCCCAAGGUCCCAGAUGCCAUCUAUAGCCCGGCCAGGGGCAACUUGUCCAACGAGGCUGCAGAUUUGCCUUCCAGCACCCCACGCGGCAUGUUCAGUCGGACAGGCCUGUCUGCCGCUUCAUUCCCUUCCAAACCCAACUCACCGAAUCCGAACAAAUCUCCAUCAGCAGAAGCUGCACUGGACAGCCGACCUGUGACCUCAGCUCCAGCUGCGUCGCCCCAGAGGACUGCUCAUUACCGUAUCCUGCUCAUAGACGUUCGUUCUCGCGCCAGCUUUGAGGACGGUCACAUCUUCUCGUCAGCUACAAUAUGUGUCGAGUCUGAAGUCAUCCAGCGGCCCCACAUAGAAGCCUCAGACGUGGAGGACUCCAUGGAGGUUGGGGCAACAGAGGAGAAGAGGCUCUUUGAGAAGCGCCAUGACUUUGACAUGAUUGUCAUAUACGACCAAAAUUCACAGAGUCUCGGCUCCGACCGGAUCAGCUCCGCGGCCAAGAUGUUUUCGGUGUUGACUGACUUUGACUACCCCGAGGGAGACCCUGCAUCGAAGCAUCCCAAGCUGCUGAAGGGAGGAUUGGAUGCGUGGUCAGACAUGAUAGGCGGUAACUCCCUCCAGACCUCUUCGCACAAGAGGAAGAAGUCUACCUAUGACAAGCCCUGGUUGAAAUCACCGAUCAAACCAAUUCAGGAUGCCGAAGAGGCGCGGCGAUGGGAGGAAAAGCUGGAGAAGCCCAAGCAGGAAGAUGGCGAUAGCCCUGACGGACCGGACUGGACAGCGGUCAGGACCGUCAGCGAUUUCCUCACACGCUUCCCACCUGUGCAAGAAUCCAUGACGUCGCCCGUCAAGACCAAUGGGGCUGAGGUCCACCGGCCACCACCUGUGAAACCAAUACCACCACCGCACCACAGGCCUGCAGAUUACCCGCUGCUUCCGUCCGAACCGAUGAGACCGCCGCCUGCAGUCCCACGCCGGAGUUUCACAGGAUUGCAGCCUCCCGAUGAUGAGCAGGGUACUUCCACCACCAAGGUGGUCACAAGAACCGACACGGCGGCACGCAGGAGAGCGGUGGGGCUUCGAAACCCCGGGAACUGGUGCUAUGCAAACAGCACGCUGCAGGCGCUCUUCGCCUCAGGUGGCUUCGGGGAGGAGCUUUUCACCCAAGCCUGGCAGAAGUUGUAUAAACCGCAGAAGAAGGCAGACGAACAGAUACAACCACCACAGCUUCUGAUCAAGAUUCUGUCAAACUUGUUCCUAUGGAUGGGCACUGCCAAGUUCGUUAUGACGGCAGACACUUUGAUGAUCACCUCCAAGGGCUUUAAGGGGCAACGACCGGAGGAUCAGAUCCUCGGUGGCGACAGACAGAUGGACGCACACGAAUUCUUGGUCAGGCUCUUCACAGAGCUGUCAGAUGAGACGAACCAGCAUCGCGACCGCCCUGACGAGAUACUACCGCCGCCACCCACCAACAAGUCGAUCCUUGAGGGCGCUGUAGAUAUCUGGAAUCUCUACAGUCAGGCCAAUAACUCCAUCAUAGACAAAUACUGGCAGACUCUCGAGUGUCUCAUCACCCGCUGCGACCGCUGUGGUCACGUCGCAUACCGCGUCGACCCACCCAAGAACCACCUCGUCCUCUCCCUGCCCGAAACUAACCAGCCACAGUCCAUCGAGGGGCUUCUUAGCAACUACUUCUCGGCGGAGGCCUUAGACGACUAUAAAUGCGACGGCUGCGGGCGCACGGGCGCAUGCCGAAGGACGCCAAGGUUCGCGCGCCUCCCGGACCUCCUGUGUAUUGUCUUUGGCCGCUUCGAGAACAGGCUGCGGAAGAACAGUGUCUACAUUGACUUCCCGCACCGAGACCUGGACCUCACCCCCUACAGCAUCCAGGGUCAGCAACCGUAUUCGUCCUCGCUACUCACUUCCAACAGCACCAGGACCACUGGCAACGCCACUGACCAGCCGCUCACUUCACCCACGGCCGCCAACAUCACAGACCACCACUUCACCAAACCCUUCAAGUACGACGCGUACGCCGUUGUGCAGCACGGCGGCCAGCUGCUUGGCGGCCACUACAUCUCGAUUAUCCGCGAGGGGGGACCAGACGAGUGGCGCAUCGCGGAUGACUCGCGGAUCCAGCCAAUUGGGCUGACCAAAACCCUAUUACAGCGACAGGGCGGCAUGGAUGCGUAUAUGGUAUUCUAUCAGCGUAAAGAUAUUGGGCUGGUUUAG